GGAGAGUCAAAAGACCGCCAGGCGCACGAUCCAGCGCUGAGAGCCGCCGAUGAGGAAGUGCAACAACUGAACCUGCGAUGUGGAGGGAGGAGAGCCGCUCAUCUCUGUAGUUCUUGCUGGGGGAACGUCAGCCAUCAAAACGCGCGGACUUGGUGACACCAGGAGAUGCCCAGGGAGUAAUAUCAGGAAUCAUGUGCCUUAUUGGCACCGAGUCGGUGCCAGCGCAGCGGUGUGAGGUUUGUGGAGAGAAGUGAAGCGGUGGAGGAGGAGGAAGAGGAGGGGUAGACAGCCUAGCAGACAGGUGCGACUCCACUGUCUGUUUCAUUUUCUCUGUUUUAGAGCCAUGGAUACCCGCAAGGAAAACAAGGUAAGGAAGCAGCCCAUGAAACCCAAAACUACCAAGCGAAAGGAGAAGAAAUACAAAACGGGGUUCGUCAGGAGGAAAUCGUUGCGGUCUUUUGGGAAUUUCAUGGGAAGGAUCCUUAAAACUUUGGGCACUUUGGCGCACUUUGGCGACGCGGCGCCGCCGGACGCAGAGGACGACGACGGCGGCUUCGGGCAGAGCGUCGGGGGUUUCAAAGACGACUACAGGGACGGAGCCGUGAAGAAGAGCUCCACGGUGUCCUCCUCUCACGGCUCGGUGAAAGACAGACUGUCGUGGUGCUACGGCGACAAGACCCCCGGGGUGCUGGGACUGAAGAACCACGGCAACACCUGUUUCAUGAACGCCGUGGUUCAGUGCCUCAGCAACACGGACCUGCUGGCCGAGUACCUCGGGCUGGAGCAGUACAGGUCGGAUACGCGCCACAGGAGGCUGAACGGGGAGGUGAGAGGAGAGGAGCCGCAGACCGCCAGGGGAGAAGUGACCGAGCAGCUGGCGUCUUUGGUUCGGGGGCUGUGGACGCUGGAAUACACGCCGCAGCUGUCCGUGGAGUUCAAGAGCAUAGUGGCCAAAUAUGGCUCUCAGUUUCGGGGAAAUUCUCAGCACGACGCCCUCGAGUUCCUCCUCUGGCUUUUGGACCGAGUUCAUGAAGAUGCUAAUUCCACAGCUGACAACAACAGCAGCAGCAGCAGCAGCAAGACCAAAGCCAAUGCCAAGGGACCAAGUUCAUUGGAGAAUUCUUCUAGUCCCAGUGUAGCCAGCACACAGCAACCUCGAGGUCGACACAGCUUUGUCCAGGAACACUUCCAGGCUCAAUACAGGUCUUCUCUGACGUGCCCUCAUUGCCUUAAGCAGAGCAACACCUUUGACCCGUUUUUAUGUAUCUCUCUGCCCAUUCCUCUACGACAAACAAGGCCACUUUGUGUGACGCUGGUGUUCAGCACGAAGGGCCAGCGGUAUCUGCGGGUGGGUCUGGCAGUGCCUCUGUUUGGUUCCGUGUCCUGCCUGAGAGCGAUGGUGGCAGCGGAGGGCAACAUCUCCCCAGGCCAGGUCAUCCUAUCAGAGCUUUACUCGACGGGUUUCCAGCGUUCUUUCGCAGAUGAUGACGACCUGACUUCAAUAGCUGACAGCGACGUCGUCUACGCCUUCCAGGCUCCUCCCCUCUGUAGCCGUGGGAGCUCCGCACCACACUCAGGGUAUCACCACAGCCUCCCUUCCUCCCCCUACACCUCCACGGCUGGACCUGAUGGUCAGAGAUUACCUCCAUCCGGUACACUCUCAUCUGAAUACCUGAACCAGGGCAGCUCCACGAAGGUCCUCCUCCUCAUGUGCAACACAGCAGGAUCUGGCCAGCAAGCGGUCAGGUUCGGACCUCCAUUUCUCAUGCUGGAGGACAGGAGCAUCUCCUGGGACCAGCUGCAACAGAGCAUCCUCAGCAAGCUCUAUUAUCUGAUGCUGAAUGGAUCUCAGGCUCAGAAUGCUGGAGUACUUUUUAAGAUCAGAGUGGUUGGAGGAUCUGCAGCCUAUAGCUACCUGUCCCCACAGGACAGCAGACCGCUGUACCACCCUGCAGUUGACAGAGCUCUGAAGUUCUGCGGGCCGGGGGGACCUCCACAUGUGAAGCUUGUUGUCGAGUGGGAGCACAGCUCUAAAGAAUGUCUGUUUGGCAGCAUCCAGGAGGAGGUGGUGAAGGAUGCAGAGAGCGUGAGGAACCAGCAGCAACAGCAUCUUCAGCAGCACAGCUGUACCUUGGACGAGUGCUUUCAGCUGUAUACCAAAGAAGAACAGCUCGCCCCAGAUGAUGCCUGGAAGUGUCCCCACUGUAAGCAGCUCCAGCAGGGGAUGGUGAAGAUGAGCCUGUGGACGCUGCCUGACAUACUGAUCCUCCAUCUCAAGCGCUUCCGACAAGUGGGAGAGCGAAGGAACAAGCUGUCAACUCUGGUGCGUUUCCCGCUGACUGGUCUGGACAUGGCCCCCCAUGUGGUGAAGAGAAGUCAGAGUAUGAGGAAUGUGAACAUGGGGUCAUCCCAACCUCCCUGGAAGCAACCCUCAGGCCAACACCACCAAUCUGCUGACAUGAUCCUUCCCCACGACUACCUGUAUGACCUCUACGCUGUGUGCAACCAUCACGGAGGAAUGCAUGGAGGACAUUAUACUGCCUACUGUAGGAAUUCGGUGGAUGGCCAGUGGUACAGCUACGAUGACAGCAGCGUAGACCUGGUACCAGAGGAGGAAGUAUGUACCAGAGGAGCUUACAUCCUUUUCUACCAGCGACGCAACACCAUUCCUCCAUGGUCAGCCAGUAGCUCCAUCAGAGGUUCUACAAGUUCAUCAAUGUCAGACCAUUGGCUUAUUAGGCUGACGGGUGACAGUAAAAGAGGCAGUCUGGUGUCUCGUUCUUCCACCACCUGCCCGUCUUCCAUACCGGACUCUCCAGAGUCUCCAGUCUUCCUUGACAAUGGCUUUAAGGAGGAAAGAGGGGGCUUUGAGAGCAGGCCAUUCAUCAGGGGUCUUCAGGGGCGCAGUGUGAGCAUGAGAGCACCCAGCAAGACUAAGGACACCCUGAGCAAAGUGCUUCCCCUGCGCUGGUCUUUUGGUUCCAAGGACAGACGAAAACCAGAACCAGUGCCUUCCCCGAUCCCAGAUCCUGCCCCUGCUGAGCUGGUUCAAUACUUGGAAUCCGGCCGGCGACCCCGAUGCACAAAGGAUUCAAUCGUGACAUUGAUGAGUGAACCACGUGGAUCAAAGGAAGCUGCCGUGGGCCGCGCUGCAGCUGAUGUUCGAUCCUCCAGCGUGGGGAGUAUAAGUUGUGUGGGUAAGGCGGAUGAGGAGUUGCCAUUUCCACAGGUCCCUGAGGGCCAGAGGCGGUCUUCGGAUAAAACAACCAGUCUGAGACGCAACAAGGGGAGCCAGACAAGAGAGGAGAACACAGGGAAUAUCACCAGUAGCUCUAGCAGUAACACCCUUACCAGGAGGAAGGAAGCCAGGAAGCAGAGCUCCUCCAAAUCUUCCCAGGACACUGAGACAAGACGGAGUUCUCGUGCUGGAGUUCAGCCCAGCUACAGUACACCCAGCCUUCAUGAUGGGACUUUAAGAAGACAAAAGGGGGACAGAACUGAUAAGCCAAACCAUGGUACAUAUGAAGAAAACUCUAAGACCAAGAAAGGAGAAGCUCCCAAGAGCCAUGAGGGACUGCUGUCUUUCUUCAAAGGUAACUUCCUGAAGAAGGAUAAAGAGUCCAGGAAGUCGAAGGAGGGUGAAUCAGGGAGAGAAGGAGCUGAGGAAGGAAGCAGAAGGUCCUUAUCCAGACUGUCGCUGUCUAACGGAGCAGUAGGAGGCAGAACUGGAGUGGAAGGAGGCAAGUCUAAUGGUUCCAGCCAUCCAGCUGAUGAACUGGCAAACGGGAAGGUGGGUCGCACCAUGGCUGACAUUAAACGCUCCCAAAGCUCCUCUAACAUCCCCACCAAAGCGGAGCAGAGCAUGCGACGGACGGCGUCUUUACAUCGUAAUGGGAUGUCUACAACCCCGGCUCCAUCACGCAGCCUGACGACGGACAAACCAUCUUAUGGCACACUGCAAAGGACUCGCUACAGCACAACCUCACUGGGACGCAAAAGGACAGUCCCUGAGUCCAGCUUCUGACACAGAAAUAUUCAGCAUUAGACAUCCACGCACAAAGCCUUUUACUUAAUAUGAAGUCAGUGACAUCUAAUCUCUGAGAUCAAAGCAAUAGAGCUCCAUUCACAAUGAUGCGCCUUUUUGUUCCGAGAAAAUUAACUGACUCAAGUGGUUUGUUCCAUGGAGCCGAGACAAAUGAAGGGUUCUUUAAUCCUGGGGCAUAGAGCAGAGCAAAGUAAGGUGACCUGUCCAUCAAAUAUGUGAAUCUAUCUCUGUUCUGUUUUUUAUUAAAUGAAAACAAGUGCCUGAGCAACGAAUAUGCAGUUUACACCAAUGGGUUUAUGUCUGUUUGGCAGUGGAAGCACCCAAAUACACACACAUGCAUACAAACAUACUACGCAUUUGUGUGUGAUUAAUGUAACGUGAGUUUUGGAAUUCAUCACUCUGUUUUGAACUCAUGGUUGUUGCUUACAAUUGAGACACAUUGAUUGUGUUAAUUUUUGACGCUGCAGUUUCUGGUUAACAUCGACUAUUCCUCUUUGAUCUCUUUUUUAAUGUCAAUUUAAAGGCCGGGAUGGCUUUGAACACAAAGCUAUGUUUUUAUAAAGCAUUAGUUUGUGCCCAUUUGAUUCCAGACUACAGUUGCUGUUUAUUUAAUUAUUAGUAGCUGAGACUGACAUUCAGAAAGUUUAAAAGUGCAUUUGUAAACUGUGAAGAAUAGUAUGAAUAGAAUAUCAACCCUAAGAGAAUGUUGUAGACCUUUUAUUGUAAUAUCGGUUAACCAUGAUGAUUGGAUUACAUGUUUUUGUUCUUGUAAUACUGCUGUAAACCCACCGCUGUGUUUUGUAAUCAGCGGUUUUUUGAUCAACUGCUGCGUUUUGUUUUGUAGAGAUGGUGGCCACAGCUAGCAAAGAAAAGUGUUUCUGACUUGAAAUGGAGCAUGUGGCCACAUGCUGGCUCCACUGAAGCUGGCAGAAUCAUUUGGUGUCUUUGAGCCUCAUGUUGGUGAAUGUGCCUCCCAAGUGGCUGCUCUGCAAAACUACUGAUUUUUUCUUUGUGAGAGAUUUUCACUAGAACAGGACAUUCUCUGCUUUUAUUUUUUGCAAUCAAGCUUCUUUAUAGCAGAGGUGAUAAAUUUGCAGCCUAACAAUGACCACAUUUUGCCAGUACUGAGAAAGGAAAAUACUUGACAAUGCACCAAAAUGGACACAAAAAUCAGAUCUAUGGAAGGGAAAAACAAUACACAUUACAGCAUGUAUUUCAUUUUCCUGUGUCCAUUUACUGUUGUCUCACUAUACAUUAAUACAAGCUAACACUAAAUAAUGUUUAUACCAACAGAUAAUUAUGCCAGGAAGUGUGCGUUUGUUUAUCUUCUUCCAGCACAAUCCAUGCCUUAAAAUACCACCCGCAUUAUUACUUUGCAUGCAUUUAUUCAUUAUGUUGUUAACUAUGCAGGUUUUCAGCUCUAUUUUGCACUUCUGGUUAGAUGCCUCACUAAAUUUCACUCCUUGCAUACCUGUAGUUUGUGCAAUACAAUGGCAUCAUGAAGGAUUUCUUGUGCACUUUGCUCUUUUAAAGCUUCAGCUAUUAUGAAUCUUGAUUGAAUUUAUAUCUCUUAAGCUUUAAUCUGUGUUAUAUUGACUUAUUUUUUACCUUGAUCUUCAUCUUUUCAAACAUCAGCAUGCUUCAUAUUUUAAUACUCAGCUGAUCAAAUGUAGAAAAUACACGGUACAGUUAAAAGUGCUUUACUCCACUGAGACUCGAGGAAAAAAAAACACCACUGCUAAUGCACAUUACAUUCUCACCCAGUGGCAAUGCAGUUGAACUCAUCACAAUAUGCUUGUAUUUAAAAUGGGGAAGCUGCUUUUGUUCACUUCUCACUACACUAGAAAAAAAACACAUCAGAAUGCUGACCCUGAAAGCAAGCAUAGAAUGUCAGCCUGUGAAAUCACAGCCAAAUACUGGUUGUAAUAUCAUUUUUGUUGUUACAGAACUGAAUCACAUAACCUUAAACUUUUGGUUUCCUUAUAUGUAAUCACUGCUUAUGCUGCUUCCAUUUGUCAUCUGCAGAGUUUUGCUGCCUUCAGGUGCAAAACUAGAUUGCAAAAACACUCAAAUCAUGCCGAAAAAAAUGUAUUUUAUACAGCAUUUGACGUUUAGAUAAUUAAGCUAAAUUCGCCUUUCUAACCCUCAGAUUCUGAAAACACACUGUUAUUCAGUAUCUGAAAAGUGUUUAAAAAUUAACAAUGAAUGCUAGAUUUAAAGUGUAUGUAUGUGCACAUCAUGAUUUUUUUCCCCUUCAUUUGUCAUAGGAAAUCAGAGAGCCAGACCAAGAGAACAGACGAGAUAAAUUAUUUCACAAAAUACUUAAAUUACAGGAAGGGAAUGGGACUGAGGAACAGAAUGAGAUUGACUAAGGAAGAUUACAGAAGAGGACCUGAUGAAUAGACUAAAGAAGGCUUCCACUAGGGGCCAGGGGCCACAGCGACCUUCUAGAGAAAUACAAGGAAUUACUGGUAAAGUGUGUGAAAGGUGCACGCUAAGCAAUACACGAUGCAAACUAGAAUGCUAAGGGGUGAUCAGAGAUCUCACAACUAAAAAAAGCUAUCACACAACUGGCCACUAGCCUGCGUACAACAGAGGCAAUGCUACUUAGCUGGCCAUAGGGAGAGUGGUCAGGGGAUUUGCAGAUAUUCUCAAGCUGGGGCUGCCAGGGUGCAGAUCCGUCAACCGUGGCUGAAGAUGAAUCAGGAUCCAAACAGGUAGGGAGUUUGUUGGAGGCUUCAGCAAGGGAAAGGAGGUCUAGGCAGGGAAGCGCACGGAUAUUAGAAGAGAAGUAGGUUAGUAAGAGCACAAUAAAACGCCAGCAGAGUAACUUGAGCUGAGUUGACUAACUGUUGGUUGUUCAAUGGUCCGGCAAAGAGUGGUGAUCUGAGUUCAUCUUUUAUGGCAGGUGGUGAUAGUGAGAAGGUGAGCCACUCCCUGCAACAAGUGUCCUCACUCAGCUGAUUAUCCAAUCGAAGCCUCGCGCGUGCACAUGCACGCCUCACUCACACCAAGAUGAAGGGGAGGGAGAAGGAUAGAUAACAUCUUUUGAGUGUACUUAACCACCAUUGAGGUUUGCAUCAACCUUCAUAUUGGAGAUGAGAGCAAGGUCCUCACUAUUGUUUGUGAUAUCAGCCUCACAUCUACAGAACUCUUUGAUUUUGAAGUGAGUGAGGGUAUCUGAUGGUCGUUAGGCUUGUUUUUCGGGGGGGGGGGGGGGGGGGUUGUGUUUUUAUAUCACAUUAUCAACUCAGUCUAGAUAUGAAGUAACCUCACCUGAUAACUGUCACUAAGACAAGCAAAUCUAGAGUAAAAGUUUAAUUUGCAGAUGCUAUAUUUAGUUUAAAGCUUUUCACAAUGCCUCUGUUUCAUUUCAUAUUACCAAGCAAUACUGACACCGAAAGCCCUUCUUGUUUCUGAACCUGUAAGGAUUAUGUAUUAAUGAAUGUACAUCACCAUUACCUGGCUCCAUGUGCCAUUGUUCUACUUUCAAGUUAAACACUGGAGCCAAUGUGUUUUGUAUUCAUGCCAAGGACACAACAAGCUGUUGUUUCUGAUUGACACCGACACUAUAGAGCAAUAUACUUCAGUGGCACAUGCUUUUUUUUUAAUUUCAGAGGAAAUAGUAUGGUUGCACGCGAAAGUAGGAAGCAGACAUAUUUUGUUGGCACGUGUUCAGUGUUUUGGAGAGAGUCUACUACUUGUAGAAUUUGUUGUUCACAGUUUUCAAAUUUAUGUCUAAAAAAAUCCCCACAUUGUAUGAGUGUCAAGAAAAGGAGAUGUUUCAAUUCUCUUUGCUUUCGGCGUCAUGUUCAGCCAUCACAGUGUACCAACCCUUUCAACACCUGUCGAUGCUCAUUAGUGUUCAGGUGCCAUUGCAGAAUGGCUCAUUGUGCCCUGGCCUUUUAGUGUUUUCUCUCUUUUCAUGACUCAAGCUAAAAAAAAGACAACUAUCCUAGAUAUACUCAUUAGUCAUAGCUUUGGUUUGGACUGUACUACUGCAUUUUAAAUCUCAAGGGGCCUUUAAUUUCUUCUCAGAUUUUUUCUGUUUCUGUCACAAAAAAUUGUCAUAUACGUUAUUCCCUAAGCAACAUGAACAUUUCUGAAAAUGUUUAAUUAAACCAUGGCAUGGUUUUGCUUUUGAAAUGUGAAGAGGAUUGAUUGGGCUUCAUAUUCACUGGCCCAGCCAUUCACCUGUCCUUGAGACUGGUUGACAAAGAUCCAGUUUUAUUUAAAAAGACAAGUAGCACAUUCUACAGAAAAGGCCACAACCGCUGUAAUCACACAGUUGAUAGAACAACACUGUAGGUGAGCAGUUGUGCUCUAAAUAGCCGUGCAUUCAAAAAAUAUAUAAGUUGGGGUUAACUUGUCAGAGUAACAAAAGAGCCAGAGCUAGAUUUGCCAGAGAACCAUUAUAGAAGCCUAUCAUUCAUGUCUUUUCUGUAAGUUUUCCCAAGUUACUAACUCUCCAAUAUCUAAUGUAAAACACCAAAUUAUACUGCAGUUUGUUCUGUUUUCUGUUUCUUUUGAUGUUUCUCAAAACAAGACAACAGAUUGCAUAUUUCUUCAUCCAGUGCCGAGGCAAAGAGUUUAAAUGUGGACACAAAGUCUUUUGGUUUUCUCAACAUGGCUCAUUCCUCAUGGAGCAACACCUACGCAGCGUUUACUUUGCCAAACUGAGCACUUCUGUGUUAACACUAUACUUUUAUGGUGGCAAGGGGAUUGAAUAAGUUUUAUAUGCAAUUUUCUACAUUUUCUAAAACAAAUCUAUGUAUAUAUUUGUGGAUAUGGACAGAAAUGUGUGUGGGUGUGCGUGUGAGAGAGAAAAAGUGAACAAAUACGACCAGUGGUUGGGAAUAAGAUGUAUCCAAAUGAACUGACUCGCAAUGUAUUCCAUUGUUUUGUGUAAGGGUGUAACAAGUACUUUUACUGUUUCUGCCUGAAUUGUCUUCUGUAUAUGAUGGUAUAUAUACAUAUAUAUAUUUGAUAUAUUAUUUUUUUCAACACAACAAAUAAAAAUAUGUUAUUUAUGAUCAUGGCCUUCAGUCAACAGCUUUUAAAUGCUUGAUUUAAAAAAAAUGAUUUGAGAAAUGUAUAAAGAGAGAUUUUAUCAACCA
This is a messenger RNA of Acanthochromis polyacanthus (spiny chromis), 9162 nucleotides long. It is a transcript of the gene usp43a, whose product is annotated as ubiquitin specific peptidase 43a. Gene Ontology annotation, biological process: protein deubiquitination. Gene Ontology annotation, molecular function: cysteine-type deubiquitinase activity. The record is from RefSeq and is a predicted model, not a curated record. Lineage: Eukaryota; Metazoa; Chordata; Actinopteri; Pomacentridae.